Orbicella faveolata is the source of this 2685-nucleotide messenger RNA. RefSeq names its product prolyl hydroxylase EGLN3-like. Gene Ontology annotation, molecular function: L-ascorbic acid binding; ferrous iron binding; peptidyl-proline dioxygenase activity. The record is from RefSeq and is a predicted model, not a curated record. Gene Ontology annotation, biological process: cellular response to hypoxia. Lineage: Eukaryota; Metazoa; Cnidaria; Anthozoa; Scleractinia; Merulinidae.
AAACUGCUUUUCAACAUGAUGCGAGGAGGUCGCUAAUGUUUUGCAGUGUUAUCGUUGCCGUACAAAAAUAUUUUGACUAAUUUGUACCUACCGGGUGCUUGGUCAUCAGAAACGGGAAUUAACUAAGGAACUUGCCAUGAAAACAAAUUGAACAGAAUUGAUAUUGCUCGUUUAUGAUUUUAUAGGUUAUUUUAUUUUCAACAGAAAUGUUUAAAUUUGAGCGACUAUAGAAUCUGCCCAGAAUAUGCUUUCUCAGUUGCAGUUCGUAACUACCACAAAGCGAACUAGGCGGGUUUCGGGAACUUGCAGCCCAACAUGUGGUUGAAACGAUAUCCUUGCCUGCUUGGCAAACUACCACGAACAUUUUUAGCAAUUCUAAAUGAGAUAUUUCUUUGGUAAAGACCUUUCAUUUAAUCAAAAACACCACCAAAACUUCUGUUUAAAAGGCUUUGUAUGCUACUGGGAUACAAAGAGAGGGAUCGGCAAUGUCCUUGUUUCGGGACGUACGUGGAAACCGGCACGAUGGGUCCUGUGUGGGCUUAUCCGGCAAACAACAGAAGGGAAACCCAAUAAAUACUUGCUACGAACAGCUGCGAUCGGGCCCAGUGUUUGAAAAUUUGGUGUGUUUGCUUUUUCGUUCAUUUUCCUGAGGAAGGUCAGGAUCGAAGAUGUUCACUUUUUUUUGCCGGUGGCCAGCUUCUAGUAAACAGAACAGACAUUAAUUUGAUAAACCUCCUAACACCUGAGAUCAACAAACAAAUUCCUCUAACCAAUUUCAAGGCAUUUGUGUAUAGCAUUUGUUGGGAGAACUUGAAAAACAGAUCGACAAAUUUUCUUUUUGGUGACCAGAUGAAUGCGUUUAUUCCAAUAACCCGCAAGUGUGACUUUGAAUUGAAAUUUUGAAGAGAUUUUAGUUGCUCAUCACUCUGUGUUCAGUAAAAGACUAGAAUGCUUUCCUUAGUUUGAAGCCGACUUCUACUGAGGCGUUAUCCUGCGUGAAACUUGCUCUUUUCUAAGUCCUGAGACAUCAAGUAUUUCCAAAGCCUUUGCCUAAAUCAAAUUAAAACAUUGCCAAGCCGUGCGGUCUGAAAUUGGUAUUUUGUGAGUCUUAAUAACAGCUAGUAUCUCCAAACACCCUUAAUUGGCUGAUCAAAGAAUUAUAACUGCUUGCCAACAAAGUCGCGAGUUCAAGUUUAUCAGCGAGGACGCUAUAAAUCCAACUGUUGAGAAAGUCGCGUAACUACACUGGUUUCUUCCUGACUGUGUGGGAUUCGAAAACGUGACAAACGCAAUAUGUUCAACAGGUUUUAUGAGGUGAGACGACCACUGCAAGAAUUGACUAGCAUUGUAAACAGCAUCGAUGCGAAACUAUCAAGAGAAAUGUAUAUCCAUUUUACUGUACUGUUGUCAGCUACCUUUCCUAUGAUUUUCUCAAUCGAAAUCAACUUGCGAGUUCAUUGUGAUGGUCUGUAUAUGGGCAAGAAGAAAAGAAAUUCUAGCGAUAAGAAAUUCUACCGAUGUGGGCUGUUUUUUGGGGUGUUAAUUUUCAUGUCCGGUCGAAUCGUUUCUCACUGGAUGGUCUCUGACAGAGAAGACAGAGUACUUCGUCAAUUUACACAUGUCUUACAUGUUAUAAUAGUGACUACUCCCUUACAUUCGUACCCAAGACCUCUCGGCUAUACAAAUACAGUCAACGUUUCAACAUGGCGUCGCGAAAGCUGGUCUUGUCGAAGAGCACCGUUAAACAGACAAACUGUUUGAAAAAUUGGAAAACCAAACACCGUUUCUGGGGAAAUUUGUUCAAAUGCGUGUGCAAGCAAGGUCUACAGAACAGGGAGGACUUGGCAAUCCUUUACACACUAUUAGUUCGAAGGCUCGUUUCUACGAAUGUCCUGCGUGAAAUCAAGUAGCAAUAACAUGUUGUGUGAAUUGUGUAACGAGAAAGCGGCCAUAACGUGCCAACAUUGCAGAGUCGCCCAGUACUGUUGUGUUGAACACCGAAAGAGCGACUCGAAGUUACAUCGGAAGAAAUGUCUAGGACUGUCUACGAUGGGACAGCAAGAACAUUUUAGAGACUCUCGACCUAGGUUGAAUGGUUACGAGGUAAUGGACCUUCUUCAAAUUUCUUACCACGAUCAGGCAAAAGCUGUUGUUGAAACUUUAAAAAAACAGGGUUAUUGUUAUCUGGACGACUUUCAUGGAGAAGAUAUAGCAAGAAAAAUCCUAGGCGAAGUUAAGGAAUUACAUCACCGUCAACGAUUCACUGAUGGACAACUUGUUUCAUCAAAUGGGAAUGGAAGUAUGUUGAACAAGAAAAUACGAGACGAUAAAAUAGCCUGGAUUGAUGGUAAAGAAGAAAAUUGUGCGACCAUUUCGUUUCACAUGGCAAGAGUGAACGCGUUAGUUCGUGAAUGUAAUGGACUUAUUGACGAGUACGACAUCGAACACAGAACGAAGGCAAUGGUUGCAUGCUAUCCUGGUCAAGGCACUGGAUAUAAGAGACAUGUAGAUAAUCCUAAUCAAGAUGGACGAUGCAUAACAACGCUUUACUACUUGAAUCCAGGCUGGACAGAGGAGGUCAGAACAUUUAUUUAUUUCUCCUUUAAUCUCAUUUUCUUUCGACAACAACAAGCAACUUACAUGUAGUGUACAUUCAUCAGGGCGUCUUAAUUCUGUGUGACAGCA